AUGAAGAGCUGCUGUCGCUGCUCAAGGACCAGGUCGGCGAAGGCCUCAAGUCCUUUGGCUCCCACCUCACCGACUCGUGGGGCGCCGAGAUCCUGCUGGGCCUGCGGGCUCCGCUACACCGACGCGCGAAGCUCUGCCCCCAACCGCCCGCCGCCAAAACCCUGGCAGAAAAUCGCGUAUGGCGCCGUCACCGUCGGCGGCCGCUACGCCUGGACAAAGUGGGAAGAACAUCUACUGUCCACCAGCGAAGACUAUACCCGGCCCGAGAGCCCCCAACUCAAGCUGCUGUCCCGGCUCAGCGAACUGGCAGGCUCAGCACACGACAUCGCCAGUCUGGCCAGCUUCCUCGUCUUCCUAGUCAAUGGCCGAUACCGUACCAUGACCGACCGUCUCCUCCGCCUCCGCCUCACCCCCACCUCACACUCGACCUCGCGCGAAGUUUCUUUCGAAUACCUCAAUCGCCAGCUCGUCUGGCACGCCUUUACCGAAUUCCUCCUCUUCCUCCUCCCCCUUGUCGGCAUCUCGCGCUGGCGCCGGAUCUUGGCCCGCUCCUGGCGAAAACUGCGCUCCGCAUUCCUCUCCCUCCUCGGCCGCUCCCCCAAAUCCCCCUCCAACAACGACAACGAAGAAGACAGCAGCAAAACCGGCGAACUCUCCUUUCUCCCCGAACGCACCUGCGCAAUCUGCUACCGCGACGCAAACCCCAUCGCAACCACCGAAGCAGACAUCCUCGCCUCCUCUUCCGGCGGCGGCGUCGUGGGCAGCGCCGCAACCGACAUCACGAACCCGUACGAAACAGUCGAGUGCGGCUGUCUAUACUGCUUCGCAUGCAUAGCACAGCGCAUCGCCAACGAAGAAGGCGAAGGCUGGACCUGCCUCCGCUGCGGCGAAACCGUCAAACAAUGCAAACCAUGGAGCGGCGACAUUCUCGAACCCCAACUCCGCCCCUCAUCCCACGACAACAACAACACCACCCAAGACCAAGACCCAGACCGCCCCAUGACCGCCAAAUCAGUCGGUUUCGCACCUGCAGACGCGUCGCUCGAGGAGAAAAUCUCCCUCCGACAUGUCGAUCCCAUGCCAGACUCUGACCCAGACGCCGACCCAGAAGACUUGUCGGCACACACCACCACCACGUCUCCUACGCCGCUUGAAGACCAAGCCCGCAUCCGCACGAAUCAUCUUCGCGGCCUCGAUCUCGCAGACUCUUUGUUUACCGAGAGUUCGGAGUGGGCGCGCGCGAGCGAGGCGAGUGAGAGUGAGUGUGCGAGUGCGAGUGGUAGUGAGGGGGAUAGCGGGGAUCAGCAGAGUGAGGAGUAUGAGGAGGAUGAGGAGGAGGAGGGGGAGGAGUUGGGUGGUUAUGAGCUAUGA
Plenodomus lingam JN3 is the source of this 1371-nucleotide messenger RNA. NCBI's taxonomy places the organism in Eukaryota, Fungi, Ascomycota, Dothideomycetes, Pleosporales, Leptosphaeriaceae. The record is from RefSeq and is a predicted model, not a curated record.